Caenorhabditis elegans is the source of this 1079-nucleotide messenger RNA. RefSeq names its product Mediator of RNA polymerase II transcription subunit 8 (gene mdt-8). The transcript has 4 exons. The record is from RefSeq and is marked reviewed. The coding region runs from base 1 to 894 and encodes 297 amino acids. Gene Ontology annotation, molecular function: transcription coregulator activity. Gene Ontology annotation, biological process: regulation of transcription by RNA polymerase II. Gene Ontology annotation, cellular component: mediator complex; nucleus. NCBI's taxonomy places the organism in Eukaryota, Metazoa, Nematoda, Chromadorea, Rhabditida, Rhabditidae.
AUGGAGUAUCCAAAUCCACCUCCUCCGGUGACUUCGAAUUACCAAGGCGAGCCUGAGAAAAUCGCACAAGCUACGGAUAUGAUGAUCAAAAGAGUGACGGACGCCAAGAAAAUCAUCGAAGAGCUCCUACAAAUGCUCGAUUUGCAAGAAAAGUGCCCGUGGCCGCUGAUGCUCGAAAAGUUUUCCACGUUGGCAUCCUUCAUGUCGAGCUUACAGUCAUCGGUCCGAAAAAGUGGAAUGCCUCACGGCCACGAAGAUUAUGGGCAAUUCCUGAGAUCUCAUGUACUUGUGACACAGAGAUUGCAAUACGAACCAGAUGAAACACUUCAAAGAGCUACUCAAGGACGUGUGAUGUCAUGGAAUCACGCUCUAGUUCCAGAAUAUUUGAGAACAAAACCGAAUCCAGAAAUGGAAAACGAAGAAGGAAUGCUUGACGGCGAGAGAAGUGCGAAGAGUGCGGAUCUGGUGGUCAGACAAAUUGCCGCGUACAACAAAAAUAUCGAAGGAUUGAUUAAUCAUUUGAACAGUGUUGAUAGGAUGCACACGGAAGCUGCCAUUGAAAAACCAACAUACAACCGAGACGAGACGGCGAAAAUCGUAAAAUCAAUAUUAACUGGAGAAGGAAUCCGAUCUCAACGAACAAUGGCUCCAGCUCCUCCAUCAUCAGCCCCAAUGACGACUGCACCAAGUUCAACAGGACCAUCGUCUUCCCAGCCGAUCAGUGGAAAUCAGCCAGAAUAUCAAGGAUCACAGCUUCGACAGCAACUCAGUGGAGGUCAACCACAGACAUCACAGGCUCAUUUGCCAAUGUAUUCACAUCAUCAACAACCACAAUACUCACAUCAACAACCCAUGAAUCCACAACAUCAUUCACCAAUGAAAUUUCAGCAAUGAUGGCGCCUGGGCAAAUGAUAGGACAUCCGAUACAACAACAACGUCCACCGAUGCAUCAGAUGCCUCCAAAUAUGACUAUUCAACGACAAUGAUCUCUUAUUUUUAUUUUAAAUUUUUAUCUUGUAUUUUUCUAAUUUUAUUGAAAAAUUUGUGAUUAAAAAGAAGAACAAAACUAGUCUUUGAAU